AUGCGUGGUGAUCCACGUCGCCGGAGCCCGGAGAGCUCUAGGCGGCGAAGAAAGGACCGGCGUGACUCUCGCGAACAGCUUGCCUCCGCCGCCGCCGCCCCCUCCACCGUAUCCAGCAUGCCAGGCCCGUCUGCUCAACCACAGCAAUACCCUUAUUCGCAGCAGCAGCAACAGCAGCAACAAUACCAAUACCAACCCCAGACAUACUCUCCGUCGCAAUACUCCCAAUCCUACGCCGAACCCCAAAGAUACCCCGAUCAUGAAAGCUACGCUCCGAGACCUGAGCGAUACGAACAACAACAACAACAACAUCAUCAUCACCAAUACCAACAGCAACAAUCGUACGGGAACCCCCAGAGAUACCCGGAACCCGAGCGAUACGCCCAAGCUGAGAGAUAUUCUGAACCCCCCCAACAAUAUGCCGAACGCGAUCGAUAUGCCGGCUCCCAAGCAUCAGCAUCGGCAUACACCGAGCCUGCGAGAACGCGCCCGCGCGGCGGCUCGAGUUCGUCCGCCUCGUCAUCCACUUCGUCGUCCCUCCUCAACGUUUCUGCCAAGGCUCCAAGGUUCGGCGGUGUCUUUAGCACUUUUUGGAGGGCCCCCUCGGAGCAGCGUGAGCGACGGCGGAGGAAGAAGCAAAAGGCUCGCAUCUUCUUUGCUACGAACUCGUCUUCGUCCUCGGUCAACUCCGACCUGGCCUACGGCCGCGGCUACAUUGAACGCGACAAGAGCCAGGGUCCAACCCCCGCGGCUUCUGCUUAUGCCAGUCCCGCCAUGUAUCGGAAUGAGCCUGCGCCUACUGAGGUCCGUCAGCAACCACCACCGCCGCCUGAGCCGCGGCCCAAGACCGACGAUGAAGAAAUCCUCGAGAUUGGCCGCCAGUUGCAGGACAUCGCCAGGAGGCAGAAUGAAUCCGACAAGCGCGCCGCCGGCAAGUCCCGUGCGUCCCAGCUGGCUGGUGCCGCCGGUAUAGCCGGUGCAGCUGCUGCCUUUGGUCACUUCCGCAAUCACAAAGCGGGCGGCAAGAGUCAAGCGGGACCUUCGUCGAAAGUGCAGGAGUCUUCCUCUGACGACGACUGGGAAUCCGCGUCUGAGGAUGAGUCGUCCACGGAUAGUUCCGACAGCUCAGAUGGCGGCGGUUUGGCUUAUGGCUUUGACAAGCCGUCCAAGUCUGCCAGGAUCUCGGCCGAGCCUCCUGAGCAGAUUCAGCCGCCCGGACGGAAGAACACCGUCGUCGACCCGCGCCUCUUCGGCCCUUACAACUCCCUCCGCGGCGCCGUCAAGAGCCCCUGUGGCUUUGGCGAACAGGACGACCCUCGAUCUGCAGGCUCGUUCCGCCGUCAUCACGAGGAAACCGUCGCGCAAGUCCAGUCACCCAAGACCGAGAAGAAGCCAGUGCAGCAGCCGAUGCAGCAUGUGUAUCCCGUGCCAACUUCGGACCCAGACAAGUUUGACUUUGACCGCGCUUCUGUGACCGCGUCUAGGCAAGACCUUCCACAACAGUCCCGACCCGCCCCUGUUCCCCUGCAGCAACCUAAGCCCAUUGUCCCGGUCUCAUCCAAGGUUUAUGAUGCGGACAGAUAUGUAGAACCCCGGACUUUCAAGCGCCAGACGCCCACGGGCAGGAGCCCUGGUAGGAUCCCCGUCGAGACAGCCAUUGCCGGUGCUGGGGCCGCAGCCGCGGCCAUUGGCGUGGCCAUGGCUAACCGUAGGGACUCUGCCGAUCACGUUCAACGUCACGACGAGCGCCGGAGUGAGGCCUGGGAGAGGCGAGACCACGCCCGCGAGUCUCGGGACAGCCGUCGACCAGACGAGCGGGUAGAUCAGCCUGUCAAAAUUGAAAUGGACGACCGUGAACGCCGCGAUCGCAGCGAACGCCGGUCAUAUAGGCAUAGCCCCGUCGAGAUCAUCGACCAACGAGACAAGAACCGUACCGCCCGCGGCGAUGCCCCUCCCGAGCCGACCAAGAAGCCGGAAGCACGUCCAGAUGCCCGUCCAGAUGCCCGUCCAGAGGUGUACCGGCUGCCGAAAGGUGACGAAAUCCGAGUAGAGUAUGACCCGGAGGAAGAUCGACAGCGCCGAGAGAAACCCAAGGAGCCUCGUAAAGAAGAACGUAAGCCGGAAGUCGUCGAAGAACGCCGGGAUGCGAAGCGGGUAGAGAAGCAAAAUGACUUACCCCGAGAUCAUCAUGGGGUGGAGCAACCCGAGGUCCCCUUUACACAAGCCCCUAUUGACCCUUUCCAGUUCCAGGUCGCUGACGACGCUUUUCAAACACCGAAAUACGCGACGCCCAAGAACGCCACGCCCAAGAGGCCGCUGACUCCCCAGGUCGUGACUGUUGAUCGCGAGCCUAAUUUCGACGAUUCGCCCCCGAGGAAGCCCGACUACUCGGAUUCACGAAUGAGCCGCAAGGAUUCUUUCGAGCUCGAGCAAAGGUUGGAGCAUUACCAGCAAGGCUUCAGAGACCGCUCGAGAACGCCGGAACCCCGCCGUCGCAGAGACUCGUUCGAAGAGGAGAAGCACGCCGCCAAGGCAAUUUACGACGAGGUCAAGCAUGCCACUGCGCCCGUAGCCGCGGCCGCUCUUGCUUCUGCAAUUGCCGUAGAGGAACAGAGAUCGCGAAAACAUCGUAGUGAACAUGUCACCGAGGAUGGCUCGCGUAGCAGCUCCCAGGCUGCCAGAGACGCCGUCCAGGAAGAGGCCGACAGGCAUUACCGGGAGACCGUCCUUGCUCGCAAGAUUGCCGAGGACGAAAUUCGCUCUCGCAGCUCCUCGCCUCAUGACGGGUCUGUUGUAGGCAAGUACGAUGACGACAAGCGACCUGAAGUUGUCACCAUCGUGACGCCCCCAGAGAUGGACCAUCCUCACGACAAGAGCCCCUACGACGCGCCAAACGCGGAUGUUCGUAUCGAUCACGUCAUAAUACCAGACGAGCUCGCCCGUUUUCGUCUACCGGAAGGCCAGCUUGGUCCUGGCUCCACGCAUAUCUUCCGGUCUCGCGACCCCUCUUGUGAGCGCGAGCGGCCCCUAUUGAAUCUCGUCCUCCCUACACCUAAUAUCACCCCCCGCGCCACACCUGCCCCUGAGCAGCAGAAGGAGGCGGACCGUGAAGCGAGACAAGAGGAAAAGCCGAAGAAGAGCACACGUGAAGUGCCAAAGCCUAGAUCCGUAGAGGUGACUGCCACUCCCGCGGAUAUCGCCCCUGAAGUCGUUCCGGAACCAAAACAAAAGGUUGUCGAGAGACCAACGACACCCACGGCCAAGUCGGUGACCUGGGGCGAGAACGAGACCAAGAGUUUUGAGAUUGAGAGCCCGGAGCCUCCGAAGAGCGUGCCCUCAUCCACUUCUCCCAAGAAGUCGAAGAAGCGCUUCGGUAAGAGCACCCCGUGGGGCGUAAUCGCCGCAGCCAUCGGCGGAGCGGGCGCUGCAGCGGCAGCUACCUCCGAGGUUCACGAUCCUUUCGAGGAGAACAAGACGACGGAAGACAGGGAGAGACACAGCCCACCGCAGUCUCCCAAGUCCCGAGCCGUCGAGCCUUCCUCGGAGCCUAUCGUUUCCCCCAUCCAUCCCAAGGUCACCACCUCGUUUGAGGAUGAUUUGCCUCCUGCGCCAGGUCCGAAGCCGUCCAGUCCACAAACCUCUCAGAUGCCCGGGGCGUUUGCGGAUGAUUUAGAGUUCGCGUCCGUCCUCGCUGCUGGCUUGCAAGACACUGGAUUUGACCCCAACAUUGUCAUUGACAACCCGACCUACAUGCGGCGUGAUAGUCCGCCGGGCCAGAAUGAGCCAAUCUACCAGCAGCCUUACGUAGAGACGGUCAAUGACCUGGGAAUCUACGGUCCUGAGAAUAUCGGGCAGCCCACGGCCGCCCGCGAGCCAGGCCACGUCAUUAGCGAGGUUCAAGACACUCCUGUGGAGAAGGACCUGAAAAACGGCCAUGCUGCUUUCGACACUCUCCCUAGAAAGUAUCGUGAUAAGGGCAAAUCCAAGGAGACCGAAGCCUUGCAUGAAGAGCCUGCUGGCGACGAAUCUGAGCCUGGUAGGAAGCUCAGCAAGAAAGAGAAGCGCAAGCAGAAGGCCGCCAAGAGACAGAGCGUCGAGAGCGCGCCGGAGGAAACAACAAAGGCGGUAACACCGCUGGAUCCUUUCUCACAAACGGCGCCCGAGCACGAUUGGAACGACGACAGGUCUCAGAGCCCCUCAACCGUUGUAUCAACCGUUGUGUCGGUCGGUCCCAAAGUUCGCGACCCUCUUGACGACCCCCUUUGGAAUUCGCCGUCGUUUUCCCACCGGGAUCGUCCUGUUGAAGAGCCCACAUACGAUUCCCGCCGUUAUGUUGACGAGCCAACUUACCAAUCCCGCCGCUCUGAUGAAGAGCCAACGUAUGACUACCGCCGUUCUGCUGACGAGCCAACUCCUCGGCGCCAGUCUGAAGAGCGAAGAUCCCCCCAGACCACCCGAUCCCUGGAUGAUUCUCCUUACGCUGGCACCUCUUUUGACGAACUGCCUUCUAUCCAAGACACAAGAUCCUUUGACGAGUCUUCUUCUCUCUACUCUCAGCCUUCUGAGGUGCCAAGCUCUUACGUACGCUCCCGCGAUGAGCCAUCUCCUCAGGCGCCGGCGUCAUCUGAGACACCCAAAGCAGAUGACGACGCCGCAGCCCCGACGAAGUUGAGCAAGAAAGAAAAGAAGAAGAAACGGUCUUCCAGAUCAGACAUUGUUGUGGUACAGGAGGAUGGGAAAGAGCCGCAGGAGAUCAUCGUUGAGGAGCCGCGCAGCUAUCGCGAGGAGCUGCCCGAGCACAACGACACUGCUCCGACAGAACCUCGCGAGAGGGACGAUGACCCGUUGGACUCGCCAGUGAAGAAGAAGAAAAAGUCCAAAAAGUCCAAGCAGAGCUCUGACGAGUGGACCGACGUCGAGAAGCAGAUUGAGGACGUCUCUGCCGGCGGUAGAAGCUCGCCCACCAAGCCUGUGGACGAUUGGGACGAUCGUCCUGCCAAAUCGCGGCGGGAUCGAUCUAGGAUCGACGACCAAGACACAGGCUCUGUCGUGUCCGAUUCGACACCGCGGCGCAGCAAGUCUGAUCGCCGCUCCAACGGCAGCCGUUACGAAGAAGACGACGCCAAGUCUGUGGCAUCAGAUGGGUCCGGUCGUAAGAGACGUAGCCGCGACGACAAGAAGAGUGUCAAGGACGAUGACAAAAAGAGCACCAAGGAGGAAGAGAAGCGCGGCAGCAGCGGGUUCUUCAGCCUGUUUAGACCGGGAAGCGGAAACAAGGACACAUCUGGAAAGGAGGAGAAGUCUUUUUUAGAUAAUGCCGGCACCCUUGGCGCGGGUGCCGGCUUGGCGAGCGCCGUGGCAGCUUUGGGCUCCAUGAUGUCCCGCUCCAACGCCACCGAACCUCAACCGGAAGAGUCUGAACAUUCUCGUUCUUUGGAAAGGACCGCCAGUGCUUCCUCAGAUGUGGACAUUCUCGACCCCGAAAUCACACAGCGGACAAUCAGGCCAGCCAUCGACCCGCAAUAUGGCGACCUCCUUCCCCUCCCGCCUAGUCCUAUGCCGCCGAGCACUCCUGGCUCUCCAACGGAAGAGCUCGACGACCUCCCUGCCCUGCCUGACAGCCGGCCAGAAACGCCCCCAGAGGAGCGGAGACGACAGCACGAGAUGAAGACGCAUGUCCGGCGCCGCAGCAACUUGGACACCCCGCACAAGAGCCCAAGCCAAACUGCGGUGCCCUUCAAGCUGCGGCUCGGACAAAGGUCCAGCCCAUCAUCUCCAGGUAAUCUGGGACAUGCAAUCUCUCCCAUGACUUCUCCGACGGCUCCAACGGCCCCGGAGAACGCCCUGUCCCGGCGUCCUUCCAUCAGACCAUUCUCGUGGGAGAGCAGCAAGGAAAUUAAACCGCUCUACCUGCUCGAGCAGGCUCGCCAGGAGCACGCCGCUCAGUCUACGGAGCCACACGUAGACUUUCCGGGGCUGCCACCCAGCGAGCCUUCGUCCCGAGAGUCCCCUGCACCGCAGUUUGCUCUCCGCGAGAACGACGUGGAGUACUUCCGCCAGCUUCAGGCGUCACCGUUCGAGCCUGAUGAGCUCCGUGUCAACACGGAUGUGUUCCGCUCUCCGGCUGCACGAGACCAGUUCAGCUCGCAGGAGACAACGCCAAAUGCCGAGCAAGCACUGCACCAUACUCGUGCCAUGUACCGCCCCGAGUCCCCUGCUCUACCUGUCGUUCCAGACCUAAACAUACGACUGGAGCUGUCGGGGCGUGACCUGGCUGCGCUACCUGUUCUCCCUGCCAGCCCGGCAAGUACGGGAACCGAGCAUGAAGCUGCAGUGCCUGCCGAGCCGUCUUUGGAGCGCGCAGUAGCAGAUCUACCUCCUCUAUCUGACGAUCCAGAGUCUCAGGCUGGGUUGGCAGAGAAGCCCAGAAGCCCUGUUUUCCUCCCUGAAUCGCCCGCACUUCCCGGCAUGCCUGAUGCAGCCAGGCAACUGGAAUCUUUCGAGUAUGAGCCGAUGGACCUGCCAUCUCUUCCCGCUAGUCCUGUGACAGAUCAGGCGCCUUCUCCUGUUAUGCAGUUCCACGACGCGGAAGAUUUCCCUGCUCUUUCAACAAGUCCAUUGGCUGAGGACGCGUGCGAAGCGCCGCAUACUGUCCCCAAAUUCCUCCCUGAAUCUCCUGCUCUUCCGCCUGUCACAGAGACCCAUCGAAUCGAUCUCCCAGACCAUUACUUUGAGGCUUUGCCUGUUCUACCUGCCAGCCCCAAGGUAGAGCCUCGAGCUUCGCCCAAGAGCGUCCGCUUUGCCCCCGAAUCUCCUGCGCUUCCUAUCAUCCCAGACAACGCCGAAGGUUUUGGUCUCCCAGCACAUUACCUCGAUGAGUUGCCUGCCCUCCCCGGCAGCCCUGUUGCAGAGUAUCAGCCAAUUGCAAAUGGCGUCAGCUUUGCACCCGAGUCGCCCGCACUUCCCUCGGUUGUAGAUGCUGCACGGCUAGACAUUCCCGAGUACGAUCUUGCAGAGCUGCCCAGCCUUCCCGCCAGUCCGGUCCUGGAGCACAGGGACCGCGAUAUUGGCCCCAAGUUUGCACCCGAGUCUCCAGCUCUGCCAGCGUCCCCAGACAAGUUUAGAGAUGUCAUCUUCCCGGUCGACUCAGUGGACCAGUUGCCUGCUCUGCCUGGCAGCCCUAUACUAGAGUACCAUGAACCUGCUCCUACCAUCAGCUACGCGCCGGAGUCUCCAUCCCUUCCCACGUGGCCCGGCACAGGUUUCUGCUUGCCCACGCAGCUUGAGACAGACCUGCCUGCUCUUCCUCUCAGCCCUGUUUUAGAGCAGCAAAACCCUCCAGCAACAACCACCUAUGCUCCAGAGUCCCCUUCUCUCCCCACGAUUCCAGAGACAUUUAGGCAUUUCGACACACCGGCUUACAAUGUGGAUGAGUUGCCCUCCCUUCCCGCCAGCCCUGUGGCAGAGCACGAGGCCGUUAGAUAUAUCUAUGCACCCGAAUCCCCGGCUCUCCCCUCAUUUCCUGGCGCGAACUUAUACUCCCCAGAGCAGCAGCUAGAGGAUUUGCCUUCUCUUCCCGGUAGCCCUCUGGCGGAGACUGAGGCAUCGCUGAAGAAGUUCGCCUAUGCGCCUGAAUCCCCUGGUCUGCCCUCAGUUCCUGGCGCGAGUUUCUACUUUCCGGAGCAGCAGCUAGAGGAGUUGCCUUCUCUUCCUGGUAGCCCUGUGGCCGAGGACGUGUCGAAGAAAUUCACGUUUGCACCUGAAUCGCCCGCUCUUCCCACUGUUUCAGGCGCAGGUUUUUACUUCCCUGAGCAGCAGUUAGGAGAGUUGCCUGCCCUCCCUGGAAGUCCUUCAAUGGAGCCUUUUGUCACGGACCGUGAGGAGAUUGCCCCUCCAAGGGUCGUCUACGCACCUGAAUCGCCCGCUCUUCCCUCCGUCCCAGACACGGCUAUCUACUUUCAGGAGCAGCAGCUGGACGAUUUACCUUCCCUUCCCGGAAGCCCUGUAGCGGAGCCCCUUGUGAUGGAGCGUGAGGAGCCUGCCCCUCCUAAGGUUGUUUUCGCACCUGAAUCGCCUGCUCUCCCUUCAGUCCAAGAUGUGGGUUUCCACUUCCCAGAGCAGUCUUUGGAGGAGCUACCUGCUCUACCCAGCAGUCCUACAACGGAGCCUAUGGUCAUGGAUCGUGAAGGGACGAAUGCCCCAAGGAUCACCUUCGCCCCAGAAUCCCCCGCCCUUCCCCCACAAACCGACUUCUACUUUCCAGAGCAGCCCAUGAAAGACCUACCUGCUCUGCCUCCUAGCCCUGUGGCAGAACCUGAGGAUCAUUCAAGAGGCCCUACACUUGCGCUCGAAUCGCCCGCGCUUCCUCAUCUCCCGGACGCAUCUCACCAGCUGUAUGCCUCUGAUCACCAGCUAGAAGAUUUGCCUGCUCUGCCGACCAGCCCUGAGACGUUACCGGCGGUCGGGACACUUCCAGAGCCAGAGCCAGUUGAGGUCACCUCCAAGGACAGAAACACACCGCCGAGCCCCACGCCCACCAGAUCUUUGGAUAGAUCCGAAGCGAUGGCUAAAGUUGAAGAGGAGAGUCUCUCCGAUGAGCGCGACGUCGCUCUUGGCGCCGUUGCAGGCGGUGCGGCAGCCGGGCUUGCUACGACUAUUCUCGGCCAUGGCGACCAGGCCGAGGGCAAAAAGCAGUCUGACCCCGACACCCAGAGUUUGGAAAACUUUGGAAUGUUCGAACCGGCAGGGCCACUUGCUGGAACGAAACUGUCCAAAAAGGCUAAAAAGAAGAAGAGAAAGAGUAAGGCGCUGUCUAUGGACGAGAACGCUGCCCCGACGGAGGCCGCCACUUCUACCGAGCCACCAGCCGAGAAUGCCGCCUUGCCGUCGAAUGACAAUGCUCCUGUCAGCCCGAUUGACAAGGACCGACGGCAGUCAAUCGAUGCUCCUCGCGAGAUGCCCGCAGAAGAGUCUGCACCUCCUUCUAGUGAAGUUGACACCGAGGCCCCAGCUGAAGAUCCAUCGACAGAGGCCUUCCCGAGCGAAGCCGCUCCCACUUCGGAAACGCGCGCUGCUGAGGAGACGCUUCCAACGGAGGCUCCAUCGGUUGUGGCCCCUCCCGAUGAGGUCUCCAUGCCCAUAUCCUCUUCAUCUAAGUCGUAUGAAGAAGACCUCCCGUCAACGACUCACGCCAACCUUGAUCCGGCUGCCGGCAGCAAUGUCUUGUCCAACGACGAUACGCCUGUCUCCAUCGCCCCAAGAGAUGGUUUACCCCCACCGGUCGAGUCCAUCCAGCGUGAGACUCCUUCCGAUGACGUCGUCCGUGGAAUCGAGAGCCUACUAUCAAGCGCCAACGACAAUGUGCGCGGUGAAGACACUCCUGUGGAAACUCAGCCUGAGAUGCCCGCUGUUGAGAGCAAAGCGCCCGUUGAUGCUGAGGCCUUGGAGACUGCCCCUGUUGAGCCUUCUACAGCAGACCUUCCCGCCGAAAAGAAGCUGUCCAAGAAAGACAAGAAGAAACUCAAAAAGGCUCAGGCUCGGGCGUUGGAGCUUGAACAUUCUGCGAAGCCUGACGAGGAACGCAACCAGAUCGAGUCUGCCACGGAACCAGUGCCAGAUCAAUUGCCAGAGGACAACUUCACAUCCUCCCUUGCCGACGACACGCUUCCCGCGCCUGAGACUGAAGCACAUGACUCUAUGGUUGAGGUGGAAGCUGCUGUGGCUGACGCUGAUACUGGUGGUCCAGCCCUUGAGACUGAGCAAGCAUCCCAGCUGCCUGAGCCACAGGCCGCGACUUGGCUUCCCAAAACCGAAACCACCGUUCCCGCUUCUGUGCCACAGAGCGACGAACCGGCUCUCUUGCCCGGCACAGGCGGUUCAUCCUCAGCGCCGACUUCCGGCGAGAGCAAGGACGUCAAUGAAGCCGAGCAGCCUGUUGCGCCUUCAGUCACCGAGCCUUCAUCUCCCGAGACAAAGAAGAGUAAGAAAAAGAAGAAGGCAAAGAAGGCGCUCGAUCUGGAUGGUGAAGUCAAGUCAACGUCUGAGGCCAGUGAAACCAACCCCGUUGCUUCCGAGCCAGUGACGCCAUUCCCGGAGCAGGAAGUGUCGGCCAAGCUGGAUGAGAGCCCCUCCACAUUCGAGUCCACAGCACCAAUUGCCCCGUUGCCCGACGCGGAGUUUCAACUUCAGCACACUCCUAUCUUGGAACAAGAUGACAACCAGUUGGCACGGGGAGACGAUGUGGCAGACUCGUCGGCUCCAAUUGAAGCGGACGUGGAGAAGACAGCCAGCAUGGACGAGCGUACAUUGGAGUCUAAGCCUACCGUUGAAGCGGAAGAGAAGCCUGCCACUCUCGAGGACACUUUGUCUGGUCAUAACGAGGACGUUCCCACAUUGCAAGACGCGCCUGCUGAUGGUCAGCCUUCCUUGGGGCCACAAGUUUCAAUUUCUGGCUUGGAAGAGAAGUCGGUCAGCUUGGACGACGAUUCGGCUCAAGCACAAACGGCCCCCGGUGAAGACGAGGCAAAGCUCGGCAACACGGAGGACGACCUGCCACUGCUGCCGACUCUGCCUGCGGACGAUGUCCAGCCUGCGCAGGAACCAACGAGUGCCGUCCGUGAGAUCGCAGAGCCGGCGGAGACAUCGCCCACCCCCCCUCUCAAGGACCAGAACCUAUCUUUGGCGGCUGAGAAUGAACACGUUGAGGCCAAACCUGUCUUUGAACAGGAAACUCCUGUUGCAGACGUCCAUGCGGACCUUGCCGAGAACCCUGAAUUGCCUUCUUCAGAAUCACGUGGAUUGGAUCUGGAGGCUACGCCCACCAGCCCCAUGGAAGCUACUUCAGAGAAUGUCUACUCCGGCACACUCGAGGACAGGUUCCCCAAAGGAUCGCAGCCCACAACCAGCGAGGCAGAGACCGCUAAAGUUCCCGCGGCGGAAUCUGGCCCCAAAGAGGAUCCCCUCUCUACUUCUGAACCUAUUGACAAUGUCCCUUCCACGACCCAUAGCGCAGCUGAGCUUCCCGAGCUUUCCGAGCCUGGGCCAGCGAGCACGCAAAUGCCGUCCGCCGAAUCUGCUCAGCCUGAGCAAUCGGAAAAGAAGAAGAAAAAGAAGAAGAAGAGCAAGGGACCUUCUCUGUCCCAGUUGGACGACAUCCUAUCUAUGGAAAACACACCUGUUCAGACCCCAACGACGGAGACUCCUCCUGUCGUUCCUCAAGCUGCUGAGACUCCGUUAACAGAGACUCCUUUAGUCGAUAAUCCAGUAGUCGAGACUCCGAUCGUUGAGACUCCUACGGGUGAGACUAUCGUUGAGACUCCAGUUGUCGAGACUCGUGACCUCGAGGCUCCUGUAGUUGAUAACUCUGUAGUCGAGACUCCAAUCGUUGAGACUCCUACGGGUGACACUGCUGUUGCUUUCGACGAAGUAGACACGGCUUCCCAGAUUACUCCAGCUCCUGCCGAGGACCUUCCUGUUGAACCCCCUGCUUCCAAUACUCCAUUUGGUGAGACUACAGUCGUUGAGACUCCUGUAAUCGAGAACCCCGUAGUUGAGACUCCUAUUGUUGAGACUCCUACAGGCGAGACUACUGUUGAGACUCCGGCUGUCGUCGAGACUCAAAUCAUUGAGACUCCGGCUGCUGUUGAGAAUCCGACCAUGGCUGGUGCCCCCGAGGAAAAGGCGCUAGAUUUCACAGAAGAGCCAACCCCGGAUACGGUCACUUCGAUCGAGAAGGCAUCCAACGAAGCUCAGGGCAAUGACCUGGAUGCUGCAAAAGAGCAUCUGGCCGUCACCGCAGAGACUCAAGAGCUACCAAGCAGCACGUUGACAGAGUCAGUCGGCCAGGCUGACAAUGUAUCUCCCCUGUCAGAAGAGCCUUCACCAUCUCGCAAGAACGAGGUCUCAGAAUCCGACGCUACUACUAUCAUCCCUCAAGAUGAGUCCAUGGAGCCUGCAGCCAUUCCCGAGCAAGCCCCCAUGGCCGAAGAGACGGCGACAAAGGAACCAGACGAACCGGAGACGGCUAUUCGCGAAUCUCAAGAGCCUACAAACGCCGAAAGCGACGAUGAGGCUUUUGCAACGCCGCCGCAACGCCCCAUCACCAUUGAAACCGAAGAUGACGCGCCUGGAAGCCUUUCGCAAGAGCCCACCCUUCUCGACAGCCAAAUUGACGCGGUCGAUACUAAGCCGCAAGAGCCGUUCAUUGAGAAGGAGCAACCCCGCGAUGUUGAGACGCCAGUCGAACCCGACUCGCCAGUUGAGUCCAAGAAGAGCAAGAAAAAGAAGAAGAAGGCAGCAGCAGCAGCAGCGGCAGCCGCCGCGGCUGCAGCCCUACAAGCAGCCAUCGAGGACACUCCUGGAGACCAGAAGGACCAGAAGGAGGCAAAGGACGAGACGAUCACGGACAAGGGCACGAGCAUCACACAAGACAAGACGGGAGACACGGAAUCACCGCCGCCUGAGCUCCCGACAAGCGGAGAAUUCGCUACGGACGUCAAGAUUUCAGAGGAGGCGGACGCAGGGCCAGCUGUUACCAAAAAGGGAAAGAAAAAGAAGAAGGGCAAGAAGUCAUCAACCUUGGACCCGGAGCCUGAGAACAGCCCGUCCACAAGUAUCCCCGAAAGCACGGCAGAUGUAGCGAAUACAAUGGACAAGUCCGCUUAUGUUUCCUCUCCGCCGAGAGAGCCUGUCAGUGACGAAGCUCGUUUCCCGCCAGCAGAAAGCUCAACCGAGGCCGAACCUGUUGCAAAUACGGGCGAGCAAAGACGAAAAUCCGUGACGUGGGCACCUGCACUGGGAUCCGCCGCGAACAAUUCCGAUCUUCCUCUUCAGGAAGCCGGCCACGGCUCGGAAUGGCAACCUGAGGCGGCGACGGCCCCGCCCCCAGCCACCGGAGAACUACAAAUGACGGAGCCAAGCGAACCUGAGGAUCGAUCGGAGGCAGAGAGCCUGCCUCGCGCAAUUGGCGAGGAGAUGCAGGGUUCGGACACGAUGGCUGUCGACGAGACAAGCGAAGGUGUGGCGCAGAAGGAUCUCGACCCAGAAAGCCAAGCUCAAAGGCACCCUGCAAGCGAGACCACCCAGACGCUGCCCCAACAGCACGAGCACGAACACGCGCACGACAUUGCUGCUGACCCCAUCGACUACUUCCCGUCAUCCUUUGGGCUGCACGCAACAACGCGGGGAGCCACGAGGAGCGACGCUUCAAUUCCCACCGCCCAGCAGGCCUACUUCCCCUCCGCCCACAGAAUGCUGCCCGCAACUGGCUCGUCCAGCAGUGGUGCGGCCAACCGGAAGGGCGGUGAGACACUGGAGGGCGAUGAGCAAGCGGAGCAGGUGGCAAGCAGCGAGGCUGAUGCAACAUCGGACGCCGAACAUGCUGAACAGGCGGGCCGUUCUGGUGCCAUUGGCAAACCAUCUGCGACAGCAGACGCCCAAACGGGAGAGGUUGGCACCAGCGACCCCGGCCUGCAUGCCAUUGUGGAGCCGGACAGUGGGCCAGGGCACGACAAAUCACUGGUCGACACGCAAAACGGGCGGAUGACGGAUGCAGAACCCGUGGGACCGGCCCUCACCGACUCGGCCCUGGAGGCUGGUGACCCACAAAACACCCCGGUCCAACCCUUGGCCAACCAAGACUCUAACCCGAAGAUCCCCCAACCUUUACCCUCCCACGCCGCCUCCAGCAGCACCUCGCCUUUGGACGAGGUACCCAGUCCCCGUCCCCGUCCCCGUCCCCGUCACACUCCCAGCAGUCCCAGUUUGUUGGAGCGUGCCAAAAAUUCUGACGCGGGGAUUAUCGAUCCCGCCGCCGCCGCCGCUGCAUCAGCCGAGUCUCGCCCGGAAGACUUCAAUCUCAACGACUCUCCCUACAUUGGGGAUUUCAGAGAACACAAGGCCGAGGAAGAGCAGCACCCCGUUCCCCGCGCCACCGAUGCUGCACUUCCGGGUCAAACUGCCGCCCCGGAAUCACUUGGUGAAUUCAUCGCCUCGGAGCCGCAAGUAGACUCAUCGUCGGAGACCGUUCCAGGCCUUGAACCCACAGGGAUUGUGAAUGCUGGGAGCACCACCCAGAGCCCUGACGAGACUGAGACACAGCCCGAGGAGGGAGCUGACGUCUGGUCCGAGCCCGCAACCCCAAACAUGUCCAAAAAAGACAAGAAGAAGGCCAAGAAGGCAAAGGCUGCCGCCGCCGGAGAGCCGGACGAUGUUGAAGACACCCAAGCACGGGAUGUGGAUGACAGCCCCUCAGCUGCUGAACCCGGUGCCUCGGCACCGAUUGAGUCAUCGGCGCAGCCGGAGCCGGCUUCCAUCCCGGACGCUGCCAGCGCUCCCGGCGCAGAGGACAUUGCGCUGUGGGCUGGUGAUGAAGGAUGGGCGAUCCAACCUAACAGCAAGAAAAGCAAAAAGGACAAGAAGAAGAAGCGCGCCGCAGCUCAGGCAGCUGACGAGGCUGACGCGGUUGUAGCGCAGCCCGAAGAGUCUUCCUCAAAGCCCGAAGAAAUCGUUGCUGAGCAAGCGCCCCCUUCUCCACCAGCACAGGAUGAGAGGUCUCCGAGUCUGGAAGAUGCAGUAAAUGAGCACCAGACUACUGCUGAGACUUCUGACCUUCCCCUCGAGACCUCUGAGGCUGUUGUCGAAGGCGUGCCCGAAGAUGUUCCCGGCGUGUCCCAUGUUCCUGAUGCCCCGCAUGAUACAAGCGCUGGGGAUGAGCAACCGCAAGCACCUCAAGAAGCUGAUGAUGCUGGUUCGGAAGUACCAACAAAGAAGAGCAAAAAGAACAAGAAGAAGCAGCAGCAGCAGCAGCAGAGCUCUGUUGGUGAAGAAGCCCAAGGCAGUCUCCAGGAUCCAACACGGCAGGACCACCAGCCUGGACAUGGGGAAAGCACAUCCACUCCCGCGCCUGCCCCACCUGUCGACACUUUGCCCGCCGACGCAGAACAUCUCCAACUCUCCAGGGACCCCCAAACCCUUGACGAUACCUUGCCCGAGGAUUCAUCAAAGGCCUCGACCCAGGAAGACACCCUCAUUCUCGACCGCCCAGAAGACGCACCAAACCCAGCGUCCGUCUCUCAACCGCCGCCGGCUGCUGAGGCUGAGGUCCCUCAGGAAGCACAAACAAUGCCUUCGGAUAGCAUUGCCGACACCACUGUUCUGGCAGAAGAUGAGUUCCCCGUCGUAACCAAAAAGUCGAAGAAGGACAAAAAGAAGAAGAAGAAGGGCCUCGAGACCCCAGAUGAGCCGAUUGUGACGCUGGCGACGGAGCCAGUCGUCGAACAAACAAGCCCGCCGCAGCAGACUCCAGCGCCAGAGUCACAACCCACCCCCGCUGAAGUUCCCGCCGUCGACGAGCCUGCCUUUGAGCAAAUCGACUCGUCUGAACCAGCUCGGGUGCUCGAGCCUGAUGCACCAUCCUUCAGCACGCCUAUGACCGCGGAAGAAGCCCGUCCGUUGGAGGAGGAGGAACCCAUCUCCCCAAAGAAGUCGAAAAAGGACAAGAAGAAAAAGAAGAAGGGUGCUUCCGCUGACAUCCUCGCGGAGCAACCCCUGCCUACGGAAACGGAGACCCCCCUUGCCCCCGAAGCCGCCCUUAUUGGACAACCCGAACAGAUGGUGAUGCCAGAGACUGAAAGCACUCCCCAGCCAACAGAUGUCUUCACUGAAGACGCGACUACUACGACUGAUGAACCCCAAACCCUGCAAGAGGAGGUAGCGCGCGAGCAACCCAUGGAAACCACGCCUGAUGACGAACCAGUCAGACAAGAGAGCUCUAUUCAUGACGCCACUGUUGGUGAGGCCACCCCAGCUGUGAUUGCUGAGCCUUCACAGCACGAAGAUCCCAUGGAUCUGGAUGUUGCCGCAACGGAAGAGCUGUCUAAGGCAGAUGUUCCCCCCGUCGCCGAGACCGCCCUAGCGGACACUGUUCUUGAUCCCACGCAGACAGCCGAGGCGCCGCAGCCGGUCACCGUCAACGCAGAGGAUGAGUUCCCUAUUCCGGAGAAGAAGUCGAAGAAGGACAAGAAGAAGAGCAAGAAGGCCCAGGAGGCCCAGGUGGAGCCAGAACUUGAGGCUGAGCCUCCGGUUGAGCAGUCUUUUCGGGAGGAAACAGUGGCCGCCGAGCCCGAGCCUGCGAGUGCCGCUGUGGAGCCAGCCGAAGAGAUUCCAAUUUUGGAGGAGGAGAAGACGCCGGUUCAGGAACCCGAAAUCAUUGAGACAAGCCAGCCAGUGGUUGGCGAGGAUGAGUUCCCGCUGCCAGACAAGAAGGCCAAGAAGUCGAAAAAGAAGAGGGAACAGGCUCUUGAGAUGAUCGAGCCGCAACCCUCACUCGAGCCUGCUGCCGAGUCUGCCGUCAACCCUGUCACUGAGCGCUCUCUUGACAUUCCUUCGGACAAUGUUCCCUCGGCGGAAGACAUCUCCCAGGAGCCACCAACGGACACGCCGGCCGACCUCAAUGAUGUCCAGGAGCCUGCCACCGAGGCCCAAGAUGUUCCGCUUCCUGACGCGGACACGCUCAAGGAAGACGUCGCCCUCGAGGCAGAUAAAGCGCGCAGUGACGAGGCAGACACAUUUGAUAUCCCGGAGGGCCAACCUUCUCUCCCACUAGAUGAUGAGCCCUCUUCGCCCAAGCUUUCCAAGAAGGACAAGAAGAAAAAGAAGAAGGCCAAGCUGCAGGAUGAUUCAAAUGUUCUUUCUGAUGCUACGCCGACAGUGGAGGUUCCCGAGGAACCUCUUCCCAACGUCCAAGAGGCGGCACAGGCUGACAUUACUGCUCCUCCAUUCGAGUCCACACAGCCGUCUGAGGAGGUCCCCACUGAUCCUGCUUCUAACGCGACAGGCCUCACAGCUCCCGCGACAUUACCAGCCGAGGACUCCAUGGAGGUGAUGCCUUCGCAAUCGGCCGAGGCGGAUGUCGUCAACACCCAGGAGUCCACGGCUCCCCAGCCUGAACAAGAGGUUCCCUUGACGCCCAAGAAGUCAAAGAAGGACAAGAAAAAGAAGAAGAAGGGCUUGUCCAUGGACGAUACCGCUGUUGAACAAGAAACCUCGAGGUCGCUGGCUGUUGCCGACGGCGCAUCCGACAAUCUCCCAGCAGCAGCAAGCGCGCCCGCGGCUGAAGCACCUACCAAUAUCCCUUCUGAGGCUUCUAUCUCGGCUCCCAUCGAGCCAGUCGUUGAGAAGGUUGAGUUUCAGGAUGAAAUGGACAUCGAUGUAGAACCACCCACAACUGUCGAGCAGGCACCGCCUACGUCAACGUCGGACACUCCCGUCAUUGCAACGGAAACUCUGCCCGAGCCGGCCCAGCCGGUGGAAGAGAUCGUUCCGGUUGCCCCGAUUACUGUAGACCAACCGACAACGACAUCAGAGCCAAAGCUUGAAAGCGUCAAUGACGUGCCCUCUGCCAGUUUGGAGGAUGCCAUGCAGACCAAGGAAGCCGCCGUCGCCCUACCAGAAGAUGAAUGGCCCGAGACAUUGCCUGCCAAGAAGUCAAAGAAGGACAAGAAGAAGAAAAAGUCUCAGGCGCAAAACGACCUGAUGGCGUCUGAGGCUGCCACUCCUGCGACAACGGCGGUGGAAGAGGUCAAGGAAGAAGAGCCGGCCGUCUCCACUGUAGAGGAGGCCAAGAUCCCCGACAUCGCCGCACCCGACGUUUUCCCAGAUGAGAGAAACCUCUCCGAACCCCUUAACGUCGAUGCCAACAUGGGCCUGGUUCGCGAGAUGGAACGUCCUCAUUCUCCCGCAGACAACAUCCUGGAAGAGCAGGAGACGGCGCCGGCAGAAGAGAAACAGCAAGAUGCCACGACUGACGCUGCAUCUUUCGACCCUCUGGCAGCUUGGACAAACGAGUGGUCGAGUGCUCCGACAAAGAAGAGCAAAAAAGACAAGAAAAAGAAGAAGCGGCAGAAUCAAGUACUUGAAGAUGCCGAAGUUGCCAUUCCCCAGGAGGACGAUAUCACGUCAUUCAAGCCAGAGAGCGAGCCGUCCACCGCUGCCGAUUCUUUCAAUAACCCCCCUACAAUCGCCGAACCCUCGGAUGCCAUCUCCAACCCUCCUUCACCGGCGCGGGCCCGGACACCAGCUCUUGCGGAGCAAUCCAUUAUUUCAGUCAGGUCUCGAUCUCCUGACCUCAAGGAGCACUCGGUUCUUUCGAGAAGGUCUGAAUCGCCUGAUCUUGCAGAGCGCUCGCUUCUUUCUGGGCGGUCCCGAACCCCUAAUUAUGCCGAGCAAAGGUCUCGAUCGCCCAAUUAUACAGAGGGCUCGUUUCUCACUAGGCGGUCUCGAUCUCCUAACUACACGGAGCACUCGCUUCUUUCGCGACGGUCUCGACGAUCUCGAUCCCCUAAUUACACGGAGCAUUCCAAUCUCUCUGGACGAUCUCGAUCUCCCAAUUAUGCGGAGCGCUCGAUGCUUUCAAUACGGUCUCGAUCUCCUGAUUUUGCGGAACGCUCAAUGCUCUCCGAGCGACCGACCGAGAGUGUUGCGCAGGAAGACGACGACCGGGAGAGCAGACAUGACAACAGCAAACCCCAAAGCCCCGCAGCGAAAGACCGAGCCCACUCAAGUGCAAGUCAUCGACAAGACGUCAAUGUCGACGCCGAUGGUUCGCGUCCCGCCUCGCCGACGGCAGCCUUGGACACUUCGAGAAGUAUGGACCUCCCAGAAACCACACGUUCGUCUCUGGACGUGGUCGACCUCGGCGCAUGGGACGUUCCAGUGACCAAGAAGUCGAAAAAGGGAAAGAAGGGCAAGAAACAGUCGAUCCCGGUUGACGUAGAAUCUCCACAAAACAUUGACCCGACGCCGACGCCUGCGCCAAACGCCGACCAGAGCCUUGCGCCAGAGGGUGCCGAGAACGUGGGAUACUUUGACAAGGAACCCCUCGAGGAGAACAGGAGUGCGUCCGCGCCGCCUCCUCCCGAGACAGCAAGUACUCUGCUGACCCCAGCGGACACCCCUCGGCCAGUCGAUGCUACAGCGCCUUCUCCCAAAUCAUCCACGUCCGCGGAUGUUGACUUGACGCCGGCGCAAGAGACAAGCAGAGUCGUGCACGAAGUGCCCUAUGAACAGCCCGACAAGCGGAAGAAACUGAAGACCAGGGAGCAGUCCAACACACUGUUGCCGGAACCAAUCUUUAGCUCCCGCGAUAUCGCAGCUGUGGACCUUGAGGAUCACGGCAGCCAGGAAAACAACGCUGUCGGGCAAGUUGGCACGAUUGCAGAUGUUUCGUUGCUUCCGACAUCUACGCCGGAUGCCUCUGAACACCAGGGCCCUUCGGAACCAAGCGUAGACAGGGGCGUUUCUGAACAUCAUCCUACAUCAGCGCCGGACGCCUCUGAACAACAAGGCCACCCGGAACCAAGUGUAGACAAGCAGGUUCCUGAACACCCUUCAUCUGCUCUCGAUAUUGCCGCUUCAUACCUCGAGCACAAGACUGAACACGACCCUAUCGAGACUACCCGGGCCAUGACCCCCGAAAAGCAACACCAAGAUACCGGCUCAUCAAAACUUGGUGUCGCGGCUGGCGCGGCGGCGAUUGCGGCGGCAGCAGCAACCCUCGCCAAGUCUAGCAGCGCCAAGAAGAAGGGAAAGAAGUCCAAAUACGCAGACAAACGCAGCUCGCAGGAGGACGACUUGUUUGACGAUCCAUCGCUGUGGGAAGGCGCCGACAAGAAGCACGUCAGUGAGGCUGCAAACGCAGAGGUUGAGAAGUUCUGGGGCGGUGUAGAGCCGCAGAGUGCGUCUGCUCAAGGGGCGCCAGCCGAGCCGGACACUACGAAGGAUGAGGAGCAUCACAAAAGACAAGACAAGACGAUGGAGGAGGAUGAUGUUUUUGCUCCAAACACGAAGCAAAGAGAUGGCCCGCCCAUUCGACAGAACCCAGUCGAAUCUGGCGAAUUGCCGUCACCGAAGGAGAAGGAGGAACUUUCAAAAGGCAUGCCUAGUCUGACAGCGCCUCUGAAGGAAAAAGCUCUGGACGACAAUGUCGAAAGCCCUGUACUGGGGCGAGAGGAAAAGACUGAAGAGAUCCCAUCGGCUACUCAAAGGGACGCUCGCCAAUCGCUGGAUCCAGAGCCAAGCACGAUGACCAGUGAUCUGGACGAGGCCGUCGAUCGCGGCUUCGAGGCCGAGUCUCGCCGCGAUCUUUCCAGCGUCCUCUCAUCCCGAAGCCCCGAGCCAUUCUACGAGACAGGAGGUUUCCGAAGCCCGGUCCCAAGCAUCCUGCCACCAGUCCAGGAGGAGGCUCACGAAGAAGCCGAACCUCAGCCCAGAUCUCUCCCCAAAACAUCAUCUCGGAGGGCACUACGCACACCAGAGCCCCACCGUGACAGCGCGCUGAGCUCAGGCUCGUCUCACCCUUUCCGCAAGAGUGGUCUCGACAGCCAAGUCGAGCGAGACAGCGGUGUCAUGCGCGACUGGCAAGAGACAAGUUCGCAAGGACGUGAGGCUCAGCGCACGCCCGAGCUGUCCAGUCACCGUGAGAGAAGGAGAUCUCGUGAAGCAGAGAGGGCAAAAUCACCAUCGGUCAGAGACCUUAUCCGACGAUCGCCUUUCGCCGAGGACGAGACUCGCGACUAUCCGAUGUCCAAGACGCCUGUUCUGCGCGACCCUGGGAGCCGGCAACUCGAUACCCCGACUCCAGAGCCGCACAAGAUGCGGCGCAUCAGUCCAGAGCUGGAGAGGAAGCGAUCCAAGUACCAAGACCUGGCCUCUGCGGCGCUGGCCGGGGCUGCGAUCAGCAGCACGUCGUCACCGCGUAGCACGCCCCCGCCCGGCAAUCGCAGCGUCUCGGAGCGUGUUGCACGGCUGCAAUCGCCAGCGCCGGUCGAGCCCCCUGUAGCGCGCAGAUCCAUAUCCAAUAGCAGCCUCUCGCGGCACAGGCGGGCCAUGGGCUCACAAACACCGGAGCCACUCAAGUUCCGGCCUGAAAGCCCAGGCAUCAUCUCUCGCCCAGCCACUGCCACCCCUCCUCUCCGCCGCCGGACAGACAGGCGCAUGAGCGGAGACCUGCGAUCUCUCAGCCAACGAAGUCAGCAAGACCUCACCCAGGACCCGACCAGCUCGUCAAACACCCCCGUCGCCAACGAGGGUCGUGUCCGCACCAAGGACAUGGCCGACGUCUUUGAUGGCUUUGGCGAGGGCCGCAUCGGCUCCCCCCGCUCGCCCACUAGACCACACAGCAUGCGUCGCCGUCAGAGCAUGCAAGUCCUCGAGCUCGAGUCUCGCGUCGAACAGCUCCUGGCCGAGAACCGCAUGCUCGCCGAUGCCCGAACCACCGCGGACACCACCACCACCAGCAAUCGCGCUUCAGCUUCAGGCAUCCUAGCCGAACGCGACGCCGAGAUCGACGUCCUCAAGCAGUCGCUCGAGUUCCUACAAAAAGAGGUCGCUCGCUUGACAGAGGUCAACGAGGGCCUCAACAGCGCCAACGCCCAGCUUGCUGCCCAACACAACGAACGCUACCGUUCAUUGGAGACGCAGCAUGCAGACACGUCGCGACAGCUGGACGAGGUUCGCAACGAACACGGCCGCUUCCAAGAGUCGCUGUCGCAAAAGGAUGCCGAAAUCAGCAAGCUGCGCUCCGAGCUCGACGCUGCCAAGGACAAGAUCCGCCAGAUGCAGCGCCAGAUUCUGGCCGCCAAGGGCGCCGACGCCGACUUUUUGAACGUCAAGGACGUCGACCAUUUCGACCACCGAUGCCAGCAGCUGUGCUCCCACGUUCAGCAAUGGGUCCUCCGGUUUUCCAAGUUUUCCGACAUGCGCGCUUGUCGGUUGACGAAUGAAAUCAAUGAUGAGAAGGUCAUUGACCGACUCGACAACGCCAUCCUCGAUGGCACUGACGUGGAUGCCUAUCUCGCCGACCGCGUGCGACGCAGAGACGUAUUCAUGUCCAUGACGAUGAACAUGAUUUGGGAGUUUGUGUUCACCCGUUACCUCUUUGGCAUGGACCGCGAACAACGACAGAAGCUCAAGUCGUUGGAGAAGCUCCUCACCGAGGUCGGCCCUCCUCAGGCCGUCCGACAAUGGCGCGCCGUCACCCUGACGCUGCUCUCCAAGCGCCCGAGCUUCAAGCACCAGCGCGACCUCGACACCGAGGCCGUGGUCCAGGCCAUCUUCCAGACGCUGUCCAAGGUCCUCCCUCCCCCGUCCAACCUGGAGGACCAGAUCCAAUCACAGCUGCGCCGUGUGAUGAGAGAGGCCGUCGACCUCUCCAUCGAGAUGCGCACCCAGCGAGCCGAGUACAUGAUGCUCCCGCCGCUGCAGCCCGAAUACGAUGCCGACGGCGAGCUCGCCGAGACGGUCACGUUCAACGCCGCCCUCAUGAAUGAGCGCAGCGGCGACAAGUCCCUCAACAACGAGUCUCUCGAAGGCCAACACGCCGUCGUCCGCAUCGUCCUGUUCCCUCUUGUCGUCAAGAAGGGAGACGACGCUGGCAACAACGAUGACGAGAUCGUUGUGUGUCCCGCCCAGGUGCUGGUGGCUCGGCCCAAGGGCAAGUCUGUCCGCCUGUUCACGCCCGGCAGCGAGGUUGGCGGGUCGCUGAUUGGCGGCAACGCGGCAGCGACACACAGCGAACUCAGCAUGGGCACUUUCCUGCCCGAACAAGCGUCGAACGUGCGAUCCAACUAA
Messenger RNA from Colletotrichum siamense, 22626 nucleotides. It is a transcript of the gene DAZ2, whose product is annotated as Deleted in azoospermia protein 2. Lineage: Eukaryota; Fungi; Ascomycota; Sordariomycetes; Glomerellales; Glomerellaceae. The transcript has 4 exons. The record is from RefSeq and is a predicted model, not a curated record. The coding region runs from base 1 to 22626 and encodes 7541 amino acids.